Gallus gallus (chicken) is the source of this 996-nucleotide messenger RNA. RefSeq lists its product as uncharacterized. The record is from RefSeq and is a predicted model, not a curated record. Lineage: Eukaryota; Metazoa; Chordata; Aves; Galliformes; Phasianidae. Bases 18 to 905 code for a protein of 295 amino acids. The transcript is spliced from 5 exons.
GGGGCUGUGCCGCACCGAUGGCACCGGGGGGUUCCUCCUGCAUGACGGUGCUGAUGGCUGUGGGGCUGCUGCCACUGUGCAUGGUCCCCACAGAGCUGCUGAAGCUGUGGCAGCCGGAUCCCGUCCUCUUCGUGGAACCUGGGGCUGCAGUGAACAUCACAUGCAUGGCAGAUGAGAGGAUGGAUGGCGCAGGCAAAGUGCUGUGGUUCCGACACAGCCCUGGAGGGUCGCCCCAACUGCUUCUGAACUGCAUAGAUAGAACGAAGAAUGGAUUCUCCUGUGACUAUCAGAAGCGUUACGCUGUGCUGCACAUCCAGGCUGCUCACCCAAAGGACACCGCUCUGUACCUCUGUGCGAACACCAUCGUCUCCAAGCUGAAGUUUGGCAAUGGCACCGUGCUGCUGGUGGGAGAUAGCUGGAGGACCCACAGCUGGGUGCAGGUUCUGGCCACCCACAGGUCCCCCCAGUCCCCCCUCAGCCCAGUGUGUGCUGUGGGUGCCUCUGGUGGCCCCGUCCUCAUCUCCUGGCUGGGGGGGGACCAUCCCCAGGAGGUUCUGGGGCUGGGAAACAGCACAGAGCUGCUGCUCAGCCCUGGGGUGUCGGGGGGGCUCUGUGAGGUUCGCUUCAAUGCUUCUGGGCCCCACAUCCAGAGGAGCACGGAGCUGCAUGAGGCUGUGGGUGGCUGCCCGCUGCCCAGUGCUGUGGGAAUGGCCGUGGCUGGGACAGUGCUGCUGCUGCUCAGCCUCUGCCUCAGCGCCCGCUGCCCCCCCAUCACCCCAGCCCAGUGCUGGGGCCACGCUCCUGUCCCAUCAUCAGACCAUCAGCCAACGGUCCCGGAGCCUCCAGGACCACAGGGAGAGCUGCUGUACGCACACCUCACCCUAUCCGGGCCCACGCCGCCAUGACACCACGAGGCCCCACAGCCAACGCCACCUCCGUGCCGGGCCUUCCCCGACCGCUUUGCCCAAAGAUAAAGAAAUAAAAGCUACGAAAACA